AUGAUAUGGGGAAUCGAUUUAACUCAAACGAAAAUUAAUUCUUUUGUAAACGCUACGAUUUGGUCGACGCAAAAUGAAUAUAAUAUAAAAAGCGAAUUCUUUGUUACAAAUAAUAUAUCUCAUUGCAUACCUACUAGAGAAUUAAAUAGAGAGGAAAUCACUAUCCCUGAGCACAUUAUCCUAGCUGAUCCUGAAUAUUAUAAAUCUAAACCUGUCGAUCUUCUUUUAGGAACAAAUGUUUUUUGGGAUUCUCUUGAACCACAGCAAAUAAAGCAAGGGCGAGGACAUCCAGUGUUGCAGCUGACGAAAUUCGGUUGGAUUCUGGGAGGACUUUUGUCGGCAACAAAUUCAGAAAAUCAUUUUAAGUCACGAUCAUCAUUUUGUGGUUUUUUAUCCGAUGGAUCUCUCAAUGAUCAGGUUGAAAGAUUUUGGCAGAUGAACGAAGAAAUUCCAAAUAAAGAAAAGUCCGAGCAAGAAUUGGAAUGCGACAAGAUGUUCAAGGCUUCAUAUACACGUGAUGCUGAUGGACGAUUUGAGGUCGACAUACUGCUAAAAAGAGAUGUGAGUGAACUUGGAGAAUCUAGGAGCAAUGCUGAAAAAAGGUUGCUUGCAACAGAACGUCGACUUCUCAAGGACGAAUCAAUGAAGGUACGAUAUAGUGAAUUUUUGGAAGAAUAUUUGUCGGUUGGUCAUAUGUCUCUUAUUCCAAAAGAUCAGUUAUUCAAGGACGAAAACUAUUUACCCCAACAUGCGGUGUUCAAGGAGUCCAGCACGUCAACCAAACUCCGAGUGGUAUUCGAUGCUUCGUGCAAGACGAAAUCUGGAAUCUCGCUAAACGAUUGUGUGAUGGUGGGUCCAACGAUUCAGAGGGAACUCUUCGACAUAAUUGUCCGUUUUAGAUAG
This is a messenger RNA of Leptopilina heterotoma, 903 nucleotides long. RefSeq lists its product as uncharacterized. The record is from RefSeq and is a predicted model, not a curated record. The transcript has a single exon. NCBI's taxonomy places the organism in Eukaryota, Metazoa, Arthropoda, Insecta, Hymenoptera, Figitidae. Bases 1 to 903 code for a protein of 300 amino acids.